AUGCGAGUGGAGCUUACAAUAUCUGGCAAGCGCGUCUCUCGUUGCAAUGUGCCGUGCGUGAACUUUCAACAAAUCCAGAUACCUCCAAAGCAGCGCGUAGUAUGUAAAUUUGUCGACGAAUCGAUGGCGAGCAAAUUAAACAUGCUGAAGAUGCGGCCUCUUUUGAAGAAGCUGGUGAUUGCCGGCGCUGCCGCUGGUGUAGGCGCUCUGGUGACUAUGCAAAUGGUGCCCAAGUUGCAGGAGAACAGAAGAAUGCGGAGAACACGAAUGCGCCCACCACCGUCGCCCGAGGAAGUGGCUCUCUUCAGUACGCCACUGCCAACUCGAGAGGCCAAUAUCGAGAAGAUGAUGAAGGGUGAUGAGAUAUUUGACAUUCUCGUUAUUGGAGGUGGAGCGACUGGUACUGGCGUAGCUCUAGAUGCCGUCAGCCGAGUGCGCUAUUUAGCUGCGUGGGUCAUAAUUCAGUAUGAUUUGAACAUUGUUGAUUCCACCACUAUAAUGAUCCCUAGCAGUGGAUCUAGGCUGCACUAUUAUGCAUAA
Dibothriocephalus latus is the source of this 540-nucleotide messenger RNA. The record is from the annotation of a GenBank genome assembly. NCBI's taxonomy places the organism in Eukaryota, Metazoa, Platyhelminthes, Cestoda, Diphyllobothriidea, Diphyllobothriidae.